AGUAAAUCGAUACGUAUACAAUGAAUCUUCAAAUCCACAUAUAUCUGUAUAUGUUUCGACGGAUGUACUGAUUCAUGUUCUUUCAUGCUACUUGUUCAUCUGAUAUAGUAUGAAUGUUGACGGAAGUAUCGAUAAACCUUCGUGGGCAUGCAAAGCAAUGUAUUUUGUGAACGGAAUUUUACGCAUAAAACGCCAUUUUGUUUCAAUCCUGUACCGUAUGGUUUAAUUAUUAUUUGGAGAGCAGUGCUCUUCUAAAGGAAACGGGAAUGGUGGAGUACGGCUGCAAUAUAUUUUAUAAUUUAAUGUCUACAAGUAGACCCUUUUGUCUGCAAUCGCAAGAUAUAUAUGGUCCACUAUAUGGUCCAUAAUAUGAAUGCGAGGUGCUUGUGAAAGAGUCUUCCAAUGCCUCUUCAUCAGAUUCUUAUCUUGUAGGUUUGAGACAUCGUAUCAUACGCUUGUGUGCCUUGUACAUAGUUGUGGUUUAUAUGUAUUCUCCGAUGUAUUCAGGAAGCGGAUAGGUUUGGUCAAUUGACGAAUAACAUCAUUAUGGAUACCCCGGGGGGCUGGAGCAGGAGGUACGAACGGAUGGUCGCACAGGUGCCACGACAAAAACAAUCCAAUGACGAUAGAGGGACACAUUUUUUCCAGGGCAAUUGGGAACCUGUUAUAGGUUGUGAGACCAUGAGGAAAAUAGGUGACAUCUCGGACUCUGGAAAGUGGAUAUGUAAUCCGGACAAUAUGAAGAAAACCGGCGAAAAGGUUCUAAUUUAUUCGCUAGGGUCACGUAAUGAAUAUGACUUCGAGGAGGAUAUGUACAAGUUCUUCGAAGGCAAUGUAGAAAUCCAUACUUUCGAUUUCGGCGAACCAAGGAACACGCCGCACUACGUGAACUACCAUCAGUGGGGCAUUGGAGGUGAAGACGUAGAGACUGAAAGGGGUACCUUCAAGACUUUGCACACAAUAAUGGAACUACUAGGUCACAGCGACAAAGUUAUAGACGUCUUCAAAAUGGACAUCGAUGGAGCUGAGUGUGAUGCACUCAUCCCAACGAUAAAAAACGGCUGGUUCAACAAGAUCAAUCAGCUUCAAAUGGAAAUCCAUUUGCGCGGUCCAAAGGUUCCGAACUCACCGAAUGCGCUUGAGGUGCACGAGAUGAUGAUGCUGUUACGUGAGCAUAGCCAUUUAGAGGUCUUCAAUAAGGAGCCGAACACUAUGCAUGCGGGAGGAUGUAUUGAGGUUGCGUGGGUGAAGGUUGAUUGGGCUCAGUUGGCAGGCCUAAUGCCUGGAUUUGAUAUGAAGAAGGUGUAUGACCGGGAAUUGUAUAAAUUUUAGGUUUGCUUUAUAAUUAAUUAUUCCGGUCGCUUACGCGCGGCUAGGAUGCAGGAUAAAUUAGCGACAACACGACCUACAAAGGAACGCUGACCAAGACUGGGUUCCUUUGAAAUAAGGUCUGAUGAAUGAUAAUAAAUGUCCUGUGAGUGUGUACAGUAUUAGGAUUGGUCAAAAUUGUAGUCACCCACCACAUCAGUCCUUGUAAAUUGUAGCAGAAUAGCCAAUUAGUCUUUCCGAUCAGAUUUCAAAAGCACCUUCAUUCAAUCAGACUUUAAAAGCACCACUAUUCAAAAGCAUUUGUCUUGUCACGCAAACACCU
This is a messenger RNA of Sphaeroforma arctica JP610, 1651 nucleotides long. RefSeq lists its product as hypothetical. The coding region runs from base 547 to 1332 and encodes 261 amino acids. The record is from RefSeq and is a predicted model, not a curated record. Lineage: Eukaryota; Ichthyosporea; Ichthyophonida. The transcript is spliced from 5 exons.